Acanthosepion pharaonis is the source of this 801-nucleotide messenger RNA. Lineage: Eukaryota; Metazoa; Mollusca; Cephalopoda; Sepiida; Sepiidae. The record is from the annotation of a GenBank genome assembly.
AUGACAACGGUUCUCUUUCCUUUUCUCUCUCUUUCCUUGUCUCUCCUAUCUCUUUUUUCUCUCUCUUUUCUCUUUCUUUCCAUUUCUCUUUCUUUUCUUUUAAUUCUCUUCUCUUUUCUCUCUCAUUCCUUUUCACUCUCUUUUCUCUCUCUUUCCUUUUCUCUCUCUUUCUUUGUCUCUCCUAUCUCUUUUUUCUCUCUCUUUCCUUUUCUCUCUCUUUCCUUUUCUCUUUCUUUCCCUUUUCUCUCUUUUCCUUUGCCUCGUUUCUUUUCUCUCUCUUUUCUCUCUCUUUCAUUUUCUCUCUCAUUUCCUUUUUCUCUCUUUUUCUCUUUUCUUUUCUUUUCUCUCUCUUUUCCUUUCUCUCUCUUUUCCUUUCUCUCUCUUUUCUUUUCUCCCUCUUUUCUUUUCUCUCUCUUUUCUCUCUCUUUCCCUUUUCUCUCUCUUUCCCUUUUCUCUUUCUUUCCCUUUUCUCUCUUUUCCUUUGUCUCGUUUCUUUUCUCUCUCUUUCAUUUUCUUUCUCUUUUCCUUUCUCUCUCCUUUUCUCUUUUCUUUUCUUUUCUCUCUCUUUCCUUUUCUCUCUCUUUUCCUUUCUCUCUCUUUUCUUUACUCUCUCUUUUCUUUUCUCACUCUUUCUUUUUCUCUCUAUUUCCUUUUCCUUAUCUUCUCUUUUCUCUUCCUUUCUUUUUCUCUCUCUUUUCUGUUCUCUCUCUUUUCUUUUCCUUUUCUCUCUCUCUCUCUUUUUCUCUUUCCUUCUGUUCUUACCCUUUCUCCUGUAACUUCUUUUUUUUUUCUCUCCUUUAA